CCAGGGUAAUCGCAUAACUCCUCAACCAACCCUAUUUAACCUCCGUGCUCCACCUCAUAAUCUCUCUACCAAGGACGGCAUUUGCUUUGCUUUGAACAGACCUCUCCCCAAUAGGAAUACUUCUCAAAAUGCCUGUAACUAUUCGACCCGCAUCGCACAUCGCGAGCGCCUUCCGGCCACGUUACAAUGAGGAGGCAGUCACAAACUUUAACGAGCUCUUCACAUCUGCAUGCUAUAAGGAAGCAAAGAAAAUGAAGAACAACAACAUCAUUCAAACUUCUUUCACGGAUGUUACCAAAGACUCCAAUGUCUACGCUCAAAGCAAUGGAUUCGUCGAUGGCGCCGUCCGUGCCUACAACAAUCAUCAGCAUCUGGAGAUUCGGCCGGAGGACGUUUGGUUCAGUAUUCUAUCGCAACUCAACGUUUAUAUCAAGACGCAUGCCGAGGAGCUUCGAGACAUGUUCGUGACUCAUCAAGGUCAGAAGCAUCUAGAAGUUAUUGCCAUGCAAGAGAUCACCGGCGAUACUCAAUUUGGGGUGGAUUGGUCCAAGUUUUCACUCAAGAUGUCUCAGUUGAUUCAGGAGAAUGUAGUGGACCCCAGUCUCAGAGAUUGGAUUAUGCCUCGAUUUACAACAACAACAAAGACUGAUGAGGUUGUGGCAUCGAUCCUGAUGAUGUCGACUUUACAGAAAUACUUCACCUAUGGUUGCUCAGUCCUGUGCGGACUGCCUUCUGUGACUUUACUGGGUGAGAAGUCCGAUUGGGAGAGCUUGGCUGGAAAGGCGGAACGGAUUGGUACCUUUGGCGACGAAGCCAAGCUCUGGUUCAGUCUUCUCAAGCCAGUCCUCGCCCGAUUUAUCGCCUCCUUCGAUGCCCCGGAAGCAGAAGAAACCAAGGAUUUCUGGCAAAAGAUUGCUCACUACUCAGGUGGUGGCUCUGGCCCAACAUAUCUCAGUGGUUGGAUCACAGCUUUCUGUUUCUGGAACAGCGAAGGUCACCUUGUAGCCGAUUCCGACUUCGAAGAUUGGGGAGGAUCGACGCCUGUUUUACAGCUGGAUGAAGCACGAUACCAUCGACUCGAGACUACCGAAAUCCCUCCCGGCUGGGCAUCGGUGCCUGUCAUGUUGGACUACUACGGAGUCGAUAUUCCAUGUAGCAUGGUCGCUGGUUCUGUAGGCAUCAGACUUAGGAGUAGUGGGAAUGAUUUCAUCAAAAGUGGGUUCAAUGACACCGACUUCGACACUAUCUCUAUCGAGUCUGGAUGGUGGAUCUACGAGGGAAUGAACGACGAGGAAAUCAAGGCAGUCAAGGAGGCGAGAGCAAAGGCGGAGCAGAGCAAGAAGGAGCCUUUCUAUCUUAUGGGCACUGAGCGCCAAGUCUGGGCGCAUCGGGGUAAAAUUCGCUCUUCUGGAAGAGCGGAUUUGGGAUUAUCUCACUCAGAUAACACUACACUUAUUGUUUGGGAGCCAGGACAACAAACGGGCGAAGUGGCAACAAUGAGACAAAAGCGUUAGAUAUCGAAUUAUGGGGAACUCACGAGA
Molecule: messenger RNA, 1541 nt
Organism: Mollisia scopiformis
Lineage: Eukaryota; Fungi; Ascomycota; Leotiomycetes; Helotiales; Mollisiaceae
Exons: 2
Coding region: 129-1514 (461 amino acids)
Source: RefSeq, a predicted model, not a curated record